AUGAGCUCCGACGACCAGUCUACGGGCAUUGACUUUGCGCUCUAUCGCUACACGCCCUCUCUGGCAGCCGGAAUUCUAUUCCUAGUCCUGUUCUUGCUUACCACUGUUUACCAUGUAUACCAAGUUAUCUGCAUGCGAUCUUCAUACAUGCUGGUCUUUGUGACAGGUGGAGUCUUCCAGAUUAUAGGGUAUAUAUGUCGCAUUCUAGCACACUAUGAUAAGGAAUCCAUCCCUGUAUAUUCAGUCGGAACCAUCAUGAUCCUGCUCGCCCCACCACUCUACGCGGCUUCGAUAUACAUGACCUUAGGUCGAUUAAUCCGACACCUUGACGCCGAAUCGAUCAGUGUCGUGCCCACUCGAUGGUUAACCGGGAUAUUUCUGACGGGGGACAUAGUUGCGUUUGUCAUGCAAGCUGCAGGUGGUGGCAUCAUGGCCAGCGGCACCAUCAGUGCCAUGCACACGGGCGAGAAAAUAACCAUCGUCGGUCUCUGCAUCCAACUUCUUUUCUUCAGUGUCUUCAUCAUCACAUCUACGAUAUUCCAUUGGCGCAUCUACAAGCAGCCCACCCGCAUGUCACUCGAGGGAGCCCGGAAAAACUGGAAGCAGACCUCCUGGGAGACUAUAAUGGUCGUGCUAUACGCCUCCAGCAUAUUGAUUCUUAUCCGGUCUAUUUUCCGCCUCAUCGAAUACGCCCAGGGGAAUGAUGGCUAUUUGAUCAGCCAUGAGGUGUUCAUGUAUGUGUUCGACGCGAUGCUGAUGUUCUUCACCAUGGUUGUGAUGAGCAUUUACCAUCCGUCUCAAUUGCUGGGGAAGAGAGCAAAAGCGGCACAGCUUUCAUGCGAUUCGCGGGAGACAAGCGCAGAGAUGCAGUCUAUGGAGUCUCCGUAA
This is a messenger RNA of Aspergillus steynii IBT 23096, 888 nucleotides long. Its product is annotated as RTA1 domain-containing protein. Gene Ontology annotation, cellular component: membrane. The record is from RefSeq and is a predicted model, not a curated record. Bases 1 to 888 code for a protein of 295 amino acids. The transcript has 3 exons. Lineage: Eukaryota; Fungi; Ascomycota; Eurotiomycetes; Eurotiales; Aspergillaceae.